GAUUUGUUCGCUCAAAUAGUUGGACCGAAAGUCGGAUUGUUGGUUCUUCUAAACCAGAAGUUUAGCUGUAUGUGGAGAUAUACACGUUGCAGUAAACUAUUGUGGUGUAAACUACGAUUUCUUAUGCGAUGUUACAUGUCUAACAUUUCGCAUUGUAAUAGAGAUUUGGGCCUUUUGUGGUGGCAGGGUGAAUCUCCGGUCCCUGAAGCUCGUGUUGACUACGAAGCUUUUAGACAGCUCUACAGAGAUGGUGCAUUAGAUAAUCGCAAAAUACAGCUUGAUAUACCUGAUGGAAGAUCACGGCUUCCUUUGGAGAUAGGCGGUGCUAGUGGGUUUGGUGUGAACGAGUUGGUUUUCCGGUUGCCUCAGAUGGAGAAAUUUCUCAAGUCGCAGAGGAUGGAAAGAAUGGAAAUCACUAUAGCGGAUGCAAAACCUAUCCUGCGAGAAAUUGAAAUGGAGAAACGUCUAAACUUAGAUCAGAUCACCAAAGAUGCAAUAAUGCUAGCAGAAUCAGAUGGUAUUGUAUUUAUUGAUGAGAUUGACAAAAUCGUUACCAAUCAUGAGACUAGAUAUGGGGCAGACGCAAGCUCUGAAGGGGUUCAGCGUGACUUACUGCCAAUUAUAGAGGGCAGUGUGGUCAGUACAAAGUAUGGCAACGUGAACACAGAUCAUAUUCUCUUCAUUUGUAGCGGUGCAUUUCACUCAUGUAAACCAAGCGAUAUGCUUGCCGAGUUGCAAGGGCGAUUACCUAUUCGAGUGGAGCUGAAAGGGUUGGGAAGAGAGGAUUUAUAUCGGAUAUUGACAGAGCCCGAAACUAAUAUAAUUCGACAGCAGCAACUAUUGAUGAAGACAGAGGACAUUCAUCUGGUAUUUACAGACGACGCAAUUGAAGAACUUGCCAAAGUGGCUGCUGAGGUUAAUCGGUCAGUGGACAAUAUUGGUGCAAGAAGGCUUCAUACGGUUGUUGAGCGGGUUGUGGAGGACAUAAGCUUUCAUGCUCCUGAGAGAUCUGGAGAAACAUAUACGAUUGAUAAGGAGAGUGUGCAGCGGGCAGUUGGAGAUUUUCUGAAAAAAGCUGACCUUUCAAGAUUUGUGCUCUGAGUCCCAAAAUGAAAGCAUCCCGGCUGGAGUGCAUAUUGCAAGCAGUGGCUAGAAAUAAGAUCAGGAAGCCUUGUUGUUCAUUGAGGCAUUAAUCGGGCAGACCUUCCAGAUGCUGUGGUCGUCGAGAAUCACUUGCGUCCGUUGUAUUGAUUCCUUGGUCUAUGCUGAUUUAUCUUAAUUUGUUCAUAAUUUCUGCAUUGGAAACUUUGUGAUUAAAUUGAGAUGUAAAAUAUUUCAGUUUC
Molecule: messenger RNA, 1343 nt
Organism: Physcomitrium patens
Lineage: Eukaryota; Viridiplantae; Streptophyta; Bryopsida; Funariales; Funariaceae
Cellular component (GO): HslUV protease complex
Molecular function (GO): ATP hydrolysis activity; ATP binding
Source: RefSeq, a predicted model, not a curated record